Molecule: messenger RNA, 1222 nt
Organism: Sphaerodactylus townsendi
Lineage: Eukaryota; Metazoa; Chordata; Lepidosauria; Squamata; Sphaerodactylidae
Gene: AIMP2
Product: aminoacyl tRNA synthetase complex interacting multifunctional protein 2
Exons: 4
Coding region: 99-1085 (328 amino acids)
Cellular component (GO): aminoacyl-tRNA synthetase multienzyme complex
Source: RefSeq, a predicted model, not a curated record
UGGGGUGGGCGCGAGCGGCCCUAGAGAGGUAAAGUCUAGUGACUAGUCAGUGACCGAGAGAGGAGAGGAGUAGCGGCCCGCCGUGCCUUUCGGCCACGAUGCCCAUGUAUAAGGUGAGACCCUGUCAAGGGGGUCCCGACUCGGCUGUGCUGGCCGACCACCUCCCCGCUUGCAUGUACCGGGUGCGCAGCGUGCACCAGCACGCCCAGGGCGGCGUCAACGGCGCCGCCGCCACCACAGCCUCCUCCUCCUCGCCUCAGGAUGAGGUUGAUCCGUCGCUUCAGGCCCUCGAAUCCCGCCAAGAGGAGAUCUUGAAACGCCUGUAUGAGUUGAAAGCAGCAGUGGAUGGGCUGUCGAAGAUGAUUCAGACACCAGACGCCGACUUUGAUGUAACAAACAUCAUCCAGGCGGAUGACCAUGUACCAUUAAGUGCCAGUGCAGCUGACCUGGAUGCUUUACUCGGAAAGGACUACGGUGCUCUGAAGGAUAUUGUGAUCAAUGCAAACCCAUCGCUACCUCCGCUGUCGUUGUUAGUCCUCCACAGCCUGCUGUGCGAGCGCUACAAGGUAUUAUCUGCCAUUCACACGCACUCGUCCGUGAAGUUUGUGCCAGAGCACUUCCUGAAAUGCUUUGGUGAGCAGACGAAGAAGCAGUCGCGUCACGAAUACCAGUUGGGCUUUACGCUGAUUUGGAAAGAUGUACAGAAGCCCCAGAUGAAAUUCAGCGUUCAAACCAUGUGUCCCAUCGAAGGAGAAGGAAACAUUGCUAGAUUCUUGUUUUCUUUACUCGGGCAAAAGCACAAUGCCGUGACAGCCACCCUGAUAGACAGCUGGGUAGAUACGGCCAUCUUCCAGUUGAAAGAAGGGAGCAGCAAAGAAAGAGCCGCGGUUCUUCGAUCCAUGAAUUCGGCCCUCGGCAAGACACCCUGGCUUGUGGGAAGUGAACUUACCGUAGCAGACGUCGUGGCCUGGUGCGCACUGCAGCAGAUGGAAAGCACCAAUGCCGUCCCCGCCAACCUGCAGAAAUGGCUCAAGUCUUGUGAGAAUCUAGCGCCUUUUAACUCCGCUCUCAAACUGCUGAAAUAAACGUGCCGUCUCUAUAAAGGAAAAGGCUGAACGUUCUCUUUCAGCUUAUGACUGUGACCUCGACUGUAACACUUGUUGCGUGAAUAAAAUUUUAAAUCUCUCUAAAAGGUCACAGGCCAAUAAAAAGAAUGGAAUUA